AUGUCGUCUUGGCAAAAAGCUGGUUUCUCUUUCAACAAAUAUCUGUCAAUUGCUGCCAGAACUGUCAGAAAAUCUCUGAACAGCGACAUCAGAGUUGCUGCUGAAAAGAGAGGAAUUACUGAUCUUAAGGCUCAAGUAAUUGAGAAAGGUGACAUUAAGUCAACUGUUGAGCUAGGCUCUAGAUAG
Messenger RNA from Komagataella phaffii GS115, 186 nucleotides. RefSeq lists its product as hypothetical. Gene Ontology annotation, molecular function: proton-transporting ATP synthase activity, rotational mechanism. Lineage: Eukaryota; Fungi; Ascomycota; Pichiomycetes; Pichiales; Pichiaceae. The transcript has 2 exons. The record is from RefSeq and is a predicted model, not a curated record. Gene Ontology annotation, biological process: proton motive force-driven ATP synthesis. The coding region runs from base 1 to 186 and encodes 61 amino acids.